GGCCUCAUAACCUAAGCCAUCCUCACCCCCUGGGCUCAGUUUGAAGGCUUUGAUUCUCCUCUGAUCAGAUCCACACUAAUUUAUGCAAAGGGGAGAAUGACACAUAUGACAUUUCCAUUUUAGAGCAAAUCCUACUUUAUGCCCAGCUUCUCAUGGGCUCAAUCACAGAAGCUCAGGGCAUCUCAAGACCUUUGCAGGCUUUUCUUUGCUUUUAUUGUUGUUGUUGUUGUUAUUGCAGAUGAAUGAUCCGGGGCAUUUUAAGGUACCUUCUUGAAGGCAUCAAUCUUAAUGGAACUACCUAAACACGGAGUCGGUUAUUUUAGAGAACUAAUAUAUGGAAGCCUUCUCCAGAGUUUUACUGAGAUAAAUGCCGAUCAUAGAAAUAAAUAUAAAAGCAUAUCUGUUCUUAUUUAGCACAUGAGAGCGCAUGUAUUGAAGCUUUCAUACUUUGAACCUCUUUCAUUUAACAGGGAAUGGAUCUGCAUGGGCAGAUCAGUGCACUAUGUAAGGGCCAGCUGGCACUGUCCUGUAGCUGUCACAGAAAUGUCUCCAGCCUCCUUCUGCAAAGCUCCAUAACCAGCAUUUCACACUGUGACAGAGGCUGCGUGAGAAAGAGAACAAGAAUGGAGACCAGGAAAACAUUUAUUGGUUUGGUAGAUAAUGCAUUAGCAGCUUCCAACUCAUUGCAUCGUGAUCAAUUGCUCUUUUCUUACAAGGGAAUUCUCUACCCCAGAAUUCUUUACAGUCCUGAAGUGUUCAAAGCCUUGGAGUCCUUUGAAGCCAGAAGAGAUGAUGUAAUUUUGGCAGGAUAUCCUAAAUCUGGCACAAACUGGCUAAGUCAAAUCUUAAAUGAUCUGAUAGCCAUAUCUCAAAAGAAAACACCAGGUAGUGAAAGCAGUGUGAAUGCUGAAGAACAAGAAGAAUUCCCCUACCUUGAAAUUGGAGAUUCUGAGAAAUAUGAGCGAAUGAGCAAAUUACCUUCUCCAAGAUUUAUGGUUACUAAUCUCUGUCCUGAAAAACUUCCCAAAUCUCUCUUCCAAAACAAUGCCAAGAUAUUGUUACUGAUUCGUAAUCCAAAAGAUGUUGCUACAUCUUAUUACCAUUUUUCCAAUGGCGUGGCUACUGUUCCCUCCUAUGAGACCUGGGAUGAUUUCUUCACAGAUUUCAUGGCAAAGAAAACGGCCUGGGGAUGCUACCUUGAAUAUCUUUCUGAAUGGAACAAAUAUGCUGACAAAGAAAAUAUUAUGACAAUAACUUAUGAAGAGGUAAAAGAGAAUCCUGCCCUGAGUGUGAAAAACAUAGCCACAUUCUUUGGAAUUCCUCUGACUGAGGAACAGCUCCAGCUGGUGGUAGAGAGGAGCAGCUUCCAGUCUAUGAAGAAAAACUCAGACAAGACCCAUGGGUCAUUUGGCAAUGUUCUCUUUCGCAAAGGUGGUGUAAGUGACUGGAAGAACCAUUUCACUGAAGAUCAGAGCAAGAAAAUGGACAAAGCAUUUGAAGAACAUAUAGCAGGAACGAAACUUGGGAAAAAGUUGAAGUAUGACUUGUACUGCAAAGCCUGAAGAGAAAUGAAAUGUGGUUACAACAAGAGCUUUGCAAGGCGGACUCAGAUCAUCUGAAUGCUAUACACUGGAAACCUAGAUCAAAUGAUCCAAGCACCUUAGAAUUACCAUAAGAGUCAUUGCCACAGCCUUUAUUGAAACACUGAUGAGCCUUUUUUUUAUGCUGCAACCUCGGGCUACACUCACUUGCUGAAGAAGAUGCCAACUAAACAUAUGUAGAGAAACUCAACAGCCCUUUUUCUGCUGUAACCUGGAAGGAAAUGCUUCUUUUCUUUCUAGAUAAAUUCUAUCUUUAUAGACAAUUUCUAAUUAUUUAGUAUGCAGAUUAUUUUUUUCUUCAAAAAAUUUUUUCAAAUUAUUACAGAAAAUAUCACUAGCAAAAAUAGGGAUAUGACAGAAGCCUAAUGUCAAAGGAGAUCUUCCAUGAAUUCAGCACAAAGUAAAUCAAAGGCAGAGAAAGCAGAAAGAAGGGGAAUAUGGAUCGGAGUUCUUAGGGCUCUUCAUCUCUCUGAAUGCAAAAUAUCAAGAUGAAUUUCAAAUUAUGGGCUGAUGGGCUGGUGUCAAUGGGCAAGAUUCCCUCAGAGGCACUGCUUUCUACAGAAUUAUAGAGCAGCCCAGUUUGGAAGAGACCUUGAAAAGUCUUCUGGUACAACUUUUCAUGGGAAGGGGAGCCUGGAAGAGAUUCUAUCUAGAUAUCAUGUCAUGAAAACCUCCAGUGAUGAGGAUUCUACCACAUUUCUGUAGGCUUUGUUCCAGCAACUGGUUGUUCUUGCUGUAAAGAACUUCAUGUAUCAAGAUUAAACAUCCAUUGUUGCAAGUUGA
This is a messenger RNA of Zonotrichia albicollis (white-throated sparrow), 2384 nucleotides long. RefSeq names its product sulfotransferase 6B1-like. Gene Ontology annotation, molecular function: sulfotransferase activity. NCBI's taxonomy places the organism in Eukaryota, Metazoa, Chordata, Aves, Passeriformes, Passerellidae. The record is from RefSeq and is a predicted model, not a curated record.